Molecule: messenger RNA, 2204 nt
Organism: Moneuplotes crassus
Lineage: Eukaryota; Ciliophora; Spirotrichea; Euplotida; Euplotidae
Source: the annotation of a GenBank genome assembly
CCAGAAUUAAAGAUGCUUCCCAUUCAGUACAGGAAGACAGAAGAUAUCUCUCUGUUUGAUGCAGUAGAAUCUUAUGCUGUUAGGAACUUCGGUCCAAGAGAGUUUGAAUCCAUCAAGAGUCAGAUCCAAGACCUUCAGGACUACAGGACUGAGAUCGCCGAUAUGGAUUCUCUCGAUGAUGUCCUACUCAUGGAGAAAUACGAGAAAAUACUCCUUGAUUACUAUAUUGGGAUGCGCUUCUUGGAAAAGAAGUUCACCUUUGGAUCCAAAGAAGACACUGUUAAGCUUGCUUUCCCUUGGAAGGAUUCACAAACGAAUGAGAAGAUUAAGGGAAAAGGUAGCCUUCAGCUUGAGCUCAACUCAAUUCUGUAUAAUCUUGGAGCUGUAAUGAACAAUAUUGGUGUUUAUACCCCUCUUGAGGGAGAUGCUAUUAGGGACGUCUCCCAGAAAUUUCAGGAAGCAGCUUGGCUCUUUGAUCAUAUCAGGAAAAAUUUAGAUGGGUUGAAACCUUCUGAAAGAUCUCAUGAUUUCACUGUUGAGAAUUUGAUGUUUAAUUCUACCAUCCAGCUUGCCCAAUCUCAGUAUUGUUUCUUUAAGAAGGCAGAGAGUGCUUCAAUGAACCCUGGUGUAUGUGCUAAGAUUGCAUAUCAACUGAAAACCUUCUUUGAAGAGGCAGCAAAUUAUUGAAAACCUAGUAAAGUGCUUAAGAAAGGAGGAUUUCUCUCGAACACUGAGUUCUACAUCACUUACUAUGAAGCUAUUGCUCAUUAUUUCAAAGGGAGAGAGAUAAAGGAUGGUGCUGAAGAUAAUGGAGGUGGUAUGGGCAAAGCUGAAGGUCACCUCAAGUUUGCCCUUGCUCUAAUUAAUAAAGCUUCGACCAAUAAUCCCAGAACAGAAAGUGCUUUGAAGGACAGAAAGAAAAAUAUCAAAAAGGAGUAUGAAGAUGCGAAGGAAAUAAACAAGAAUGUCUACUAUGAAGGAUGUGCUUCUCUGGAUGAGCUAGAUAAGAUUGAAAGCAAGAAUUAUACACUUCACAGAAGUAUCCAGGUUAAGCUAGAUUCUGAAUUCCCAGGUGGUGAGAAUUUUGAAGUCUUCCUCCCUAUGGGAGUUAGGAAGUUAGAAGCUGAGUUUCACCAAGAAGCGAAUCAGAUUAUUAACCAGAAUGUUGAGACUUUAUUAAAGCUCUCAGCAGAUGAGGAUAACUUCUUAACAAGCUUCGGUCUCCCACAAGCGAUUUAUUCCAUCUCCAAUAAGCAGGAGAUACCAGAUGAUUUAUGGAAUAGAGUGAGCGAGUUCCAACAAAAAGGAAACUUUGCAUAUCUUCAAAGUCUUUUGAGUGGGGUGAAGCUAAAUAGAGAAAAUUGUUUAAAUCUUGUCCAAAAAUGUCAAAAAUCUCUUAUGGAUGAAGAGCAAGAGGAUGCAGCCUUGAAAGCUACAUAUGGAAAGUCUUGGAAUAGACUCCCUAGCACUUCUCUAAACUCAGAGAUGAAGAGCAGAAUUGAAUCUUACAAUGCUAAUUUGCAAAAAGCAAUGGAGACAGAUGCAACUGUCGAGUCAAAUGUCGAAGCUAUUAAACCAAAAAUGCAAUAUCUUCAACUAUCUCGUAAUGAGUUGACCCAGCAAAUGCCUGAAUCUAAGAGUGCUAAUACCUCAAGUUCUCCAUGCAUCGCUAACCUUGAAGAGGCUAUAGAACAGUUGAACAACCUUAAGAGAGAAAGAGAAGGUCUUAUAGCAAAAAUGACCGGAGCUCUAAGCUCAGCCGAUCUGAGAAGAGAUCUCUUCAAAGUGAAUGCUGGAGAAAUGAAAAGAGAGAAAGCCUUCUCUUCUCAUUUGUCUAAGCUUCAAACUAAUGAGGAAGAUUUCGAUACCCAACAAACCAAAUCCUCUGAGAUUCUUUCAACUAUUGAUGACAAUAUGAUCUCUUUUACUGAGUUAGUCUCAGGAUCUGAGGAUAAUGAGAAGACACAGUUCUUUAAGAGUAUUGAUUCUGGUCUAAAAGUUUACUAUGACAACAUGAAUCUUCUCCAGAAUGGGGAUAAGUUCUACAAGCAAAUGUACGAGUAUCUGACAAGCCUCCAUCUGUACAUCGUUGAUUUUGUAUCCUCUAGAAAUGUUGAGAAGGAUGAGCUAGUGGAAAGCCUCGGGGGAAAUCCUGCUCCUUAUGACCCAGGUAAUUGGUAAUUAAUAACAAAAAGAGAUUCUUA